UAAAGAAUGCAAAUACCCACGAGGGGACGGAUGCAGGAUAAGGAAAAAAAGGUGCAAGUGCCAAAGCGGAACAGAAAAAUUCAAUAUGGUGACCACAUUCCACGAUCUGAAUAUACCGAGGGAGUCCGAAGGAAUAAUAACCGUUGUAGCAACAGGUUGUCAAAAGAAAUGCAGUAUUACGAGAAAGCACAGAAAGUGAUAAUGAAAAAUCUUGGUAAGGAAACUCAGCAGCUUCACGCCCGAAUGUCCUCGACUUUGGCCACUCCCCGUUUGGAAGAAAUGGAAAGUCCAAGUCUACGCAUGACCAAUCCAUUUGCAGUAUAUGGUUCUCCCGUAAUUCCCUUCCUGAAAAUGGAUCAUCCGAGACGCCAGCAACUUAAACCGAUACCCUUCAGCAAACUACGAGAUCCAUUUCAUACACCACGCACAUCCCUUACGUCAAGCUCUAUGAAAAUGACGUUAGCAAACAAUGACGACAUGAUUGAUAAACGAAGUAAAGCUAGCUCUCAGUCCCCAACCAGAAGAUUUGAAUUAUCUAGUCCUGUUAAAGUGACAAGUCCCUAUAAAAUUUUACUCUCAGAUACUACAUCUGAAAGCUUCGGGAGACUCAUGCUGCGCAGUGACACAGAUAUGUCUUUUACUGAAUUCGGAAGUACAUCACACAAAGAUGGCCGUCGUAGCAUAGCAGAGAGCAUGCGCGCAACAAGUAGACUGAAUUCUGGUAGAAGCAGUCAUGUUAGUUUCAUAGAUAUUUUAAAAGAAGCCGAGGAAAGGAAAGCAAAAGAAUCGAUUUCUGUUAUCAAAGAGGAUGACAUCAAACCUUUGUCGAGUUCAAAGAUGCGUCCCAAAACCCCUGGUCCAAUGUCGAACUAUGACGACCCCAAAUCAGGCAAGAAGACUGAAGAACUUAUUCCUAAAUCUACCCAUCUGACCGCCACUCCAAAGGCAACUUUUGUUAACAUCCCUUCUUGAUUGUGCUGUUGAAUUCUAGUUAUUUCCUCAGUAGUUUAAUGAUUCCACAUGAAACGAAGUGUUAUUUUGUAAAACUACU
This is a messenger RNA of Saccostrea echinata, 1051 nucleotides long. RefSeq lists its product as uncharacterized. NCBI's taxonomy places the organism in Eukaryota, Metazoa, Mollusca, Bivalvia, Ostreida, Ostreidae. The transcript has a single exon. The record is from RefSeq and is a predicted model, not a curated record. The coding region runs from base 7 to 972 and encodes 321 amino acids.